Molecule: messenger RNA, 1029 nt
Organism: Alternaria viburni
Lineage: Eukaryota; Fungi; Ascomycota; Dothideomycetes; Pleosporales; Pleosporaceae
Exons: 2
Coding region: 1-1029 (342 amino acids)
Molecular function (GO): dioxygenase activity
Source: RefSeq, a predicted model, not a curated record
AUGAAUACAGCCCCCGGUCCAGCAGGAGACAAACAGUCAAAUGGCACCACAUCCACAUCUCCCACAAACCUCAACCCCACGCCCGACUCCGGCUCCCGCUACGAUAAGCCCAUCGCCGCCGCCCAGAAAGAUGGACUCCCCAUAAUCGACAUAUCUCCCUUCAUGGACCCCUCCUCCUCGCAAGAAUCCCGUUUGACAACCGCCUCCGCCAUAAACGCCGCCUGCAUAAACUACGGCUUCUUCUACCUAACCGGCCACGGCAUCCCCACGACCAAACUCGACGAAAUCAUCAACUUGGCGCGUGACUUCUUUUCUCUACCGCUCGAAGAAAAGAACAAGAUUAAGCGCUUCGACGCCGGCAGCCCAGAAGGAGGCGACGGCGCACGAGGGUACCAGGGGCUGGGCGAAAACGUGACGGGCGGGCUGCAAGACAUGCAAGAAGCCAUCGACUGGUACCGGGACUGGCCCGCCGACAAGAGAGAACCAGGCGAUGGCGGACCAGGCAGCGUCAAGAGCCUCCAAGGAAUCAAUCUAUGGCCCGAGAAACCCGAACAGCUCAGACCCGUGUACGAAGAAUACAUCUCGCGCGUCAAGAAAGUCGGCGAAGCACUCGUGCACGCCAUGGGCGUAGCCCUCGACCUCGGUCCCCCUCAAGAAAGCGCAACAGAAUCAACGCAAGACGAAGAAAUCUUCCUGCGUAACUGCUCCGACUCCUUCUGGGUCAUGCGCAUGAUCGGCUACCCCCCACUCACAACCCCCAUCUCCGGCGACGAAAACAUCGACCAAUUCUCCUGCGGCGCCCACACAGACUACGGUUGCGUGACCCUUCUUCUCACCGACCCCACUCCCUCUUCCCUGCAAGUCCUGCUCAAAGACGGCGCGACCUGGCUGAACGCGGACCCCCUGCCCGGCGCCUUCGUCGUCAACAUCGGCGAUAUGAUUGAGCGGUGGACGAACGGGUUGUGGAAGAGCACGAAACAUCGGGUUAUUCAUAGGGGGGAGAGGUAUAGGUGGCUUUGGGAUGGGUAG